Larimichthys crocea (large yellow croaker) is the source of this 3986-nucleotide messenger RNA. RefSeq names its product USO1 vesicle transport factor (gene uso1). Bases 197 to 3124 code for a protein of 975 amino acids. The record is from RefSeq and is a predicted model, not a curated record. Gene Ontology annotation, cellular component: Golgi stack; cytoplasm; ER to Golgi transport vesicle membrane. Lineage: Eukaryota; Metazoa; Chordata; Actinopteri; Sciaenidae. Gene Ontology annotation, molecular function: protein binding. The transcript has 27 exons. Gene Ontology annotation, biological process: transcytosis; vesicle fusion with Golgi apparatus; endoplasmic reticulum to Golgi vesicle-mediated transport.
GUAUCGCCACGUCUGCGCGCAUGCGCACACAUCAGUGUUCCGGGGUCGUUCAGUGAGUGUACACAGUUAAAAAUCUUUUUUUACCUUCUCUGUUCACACAGUUACAGCACGGACCACUUAGAGGGGAGUCCUCUUUCAUAAGGAGAGACGGGUUUUUUUUUAAAACACGACACCGAGAGGACUGUCUGUAAAGAAGAUGAACGUCAUCAGGGGAGUGAUCGGCUGGCAGGCAGCCGGGCCGCAGCCGUCCGGAGCGGAGACGAUCCAGAAGUUGUGUGACCGGGUAGCCUCCUCAACACUAUUAGAAGACCGCAGAGAUGCUGUACGUGCUCUCAAGUCCCUCUCUAAGAAAUAUCGCAUGGAAGUUGGCACACAGGCGAUGGAUCACCUGAUUAACGUACUGCAAACUGACAGGUCUGACUCUGAAAUCCUCGGCUAUGCUUUGGACACUCUGUACAACAUCAUCUGCAACGAUGAGGAGGAAGAGCAAGAUGAAUCAGAAGACGCAGUAACCCCUGUCCUUGUCUCAGGGAAGCAUAAGAAUAUUCCCAUUCCUGAUGAGAACGCCCAGAAGCAGGCGGACGACCUGGGAGCCCAGUUCACCGAAACGUUCAUUCAGGACUCCGAACACGUGACUCUGCUUCUCACUCUGCUGGAGGAGUUUGACUUCCAUGUACGUUGGCCUGGAGUGAAGCUGUUGACUGCUCUCCUGAAGAACCAGGGCGUCCAGGUCCAGGGCAUCAUUCUGGUCAGCCCCAUGGGUGUUUCCAGAUUGAUGGACCUAUUGGCAGACUCCAGAGAAGUCAUUCGCAAUGAUGGCUUGUUGCUGCUUCAACAGCUGACAAAAAGCAAUGCUGCCAUUCAGAAAAUAGUUGCGUUUGAAAAUGCGUUUGAGCGUCUUCUAGACAUCAUCACAGAAGAGGGCAGCAGUGAUGGAGGUAUCGUGGUGGAGGACUGUUUGCUGCUUCUGCUCAACCUGCUGAAGAACAACAGCUCCAAUCAGAACUUCUUCAAAGAGGGCUCCUACAUUCAGAGGAUGAAGCCCUGGUUUGAGGUCGGUGAUGAUAACUCUGGCUGGUCUGCGCAGAAGGUCACCAACCUCCACCUCAUGCUGCAGUUGGUGCGGGUGAUGGUGUCUCCAGUGAACUCUCCUGGAGCGACAGCCAGCUGUCAGAAGUCCAUGUACCAGUGCGGUCUGCUGCAGCAGCUCUGUACCAUCCUCAUGGCCACCGGUGUGCCUGCUGACAUCCUCACUGAGACCAUCAACACUGUAUCAGAGGUUAUCAGAGGCUCACAGGUCAACCAGGACUACUUUGCAUCUGUCAACGCUCCUUCAAACCCACCGAGACCAGCCAUCGUGGUGCUGCUCAUGUCCAUGGUGAAUGAGAGGCAACCAUUCGUGCUUCGCUGUGCAGUCCUUUACUGUUUCCAGUGUUUCCUCUACAAAAACCAGAAAGGCCAGAGCGAGAUUGUGGCUACAUUGCUGCCUUCCACCAUUGAUGCAAAUUCCAUCUCAGCGGGCCAGCUGCUGUGCGGAGGCCUGUUCUCAGCAGACUCUCUGUCCAACUGGUGUGCCGCUGUGGCCUUGGCUCACGCCCUGCAGGACAACCUCACCCAGAAGGAGCAGCUGCUGAGGGUUCAAUUGGCCACCAGCCUGGGAAAGCCUCCUGUGUCCCUGCUGCAGCAGUGCACCAACAUCCUCUCCCAGGGAGAUAAGAUCGUCCGGCGGGGCAGUAAAGUGCAGACCAGAGUGGGCCUCCUCAUGCUGCUGUGCACAUGGAUCAACAACUGUCCGAUAGCCGUCACACACUUUCUACACAAUCAGGAAAACGUUCCCUUCCUGACAGCACAGAUCUCAGAGAACUUGGGAGAGGACGAGAGGCUGGUGCAGGGUCUGUGCGCGCUACUUCUCGGCAUCUGCAUCUAUUACAACGACAACUCGCUGGAAAACUACACCAAAGAGAAGCUAAAGCAGCUCAUCGAGAAGCGCAUCGGAAAGGAAAACUUCGUAGAGAAACUGGGCUUCAUCACCAAACAUGAGCUGUACUCGAGGGCGGCUCAGAAGCCGCAGCCGGUCUUCCCAUCCCCGGAGCAGAUGCUGUUUGACCAUGAGUUCACUAAGCUGGUCAAAGAACUGGAGGGUAUGAUCACCAAAGCGGUUCACAAGUCCAGUGAGGAGGAGAAGAAGGAAGAGGAGGUGAAGAAGACAUUAGAGCAGCAUGACAACAUUGUGACUCAGUAUAAAGAGCUGAUCAGAGAACAGGAUGCUCAAAUCCAGCAGCUGAAAGAGCAAGUAUCAUCCAUGUCAUCUCAGAACGAACAAAUGCAGACUACACUCACCCAGCAGCUGUCCCAGAUCCAGCAGCACAAAGACCAGUACAACAUCCUCAAGCUUAAAUUAGGUAAGGAGAACCAGAGUAACAGCCAGGGAGACGGCUCACAGAUCAACGGGCUGCAGACGGAGGAGCUCACGCAGCUCCGAGAGGAGGUGGAGGAGCUCCGCAAGCAGCACAGCCUCCUCCAGACGCAGCUCAGCGAGAAAGACACGCUCAUCAACACCCUGAGGUCGGAGACGAUGCAGGCGGUCGAAGGUUCAGCAGAAGGAUCAGACAACACAGAACUGCUCAAGGAGCUGGAGGCUCUGAGGAAUCAGAUCCAGUCCCAGUCGGCAGAAAUCAACCAGAUGAAGGCCGAGAGACAAGAACUGCUCAGACGAGCUGAAGCAGGAUCCUCGGAUGCUGUCUCUGGCAGUGACGGCUCAUUAGACGCCGCCAAGAUGGCAGAACUAGACAGCAGACUGGCAGCACAGACGGCCGAGACAGAGAGACUCAAGGAGGAAGCAAAGAGCUCGUCGGAGACCCGGGCGGACCUGGAGCAGCAGCUGGCUUCAGCCACCAGCACGGUGGCCAUCCUGCAGACGGAGAAAUCAAAGCUGCAGACGGAGGUGCAAGAGUCCAAGAAGGAACAGGACGACCUGCUGAUGCUGCUGGCAGACCAGGACCAGAAGAUCCACAGCCUGAAGCAGAGACUCAAAGACCUCGGAGAGACGGUGGACGAUGAAGACGACCUCGAUGCCAGGGACCAAACGGACGACGACGAGGAGGACGAUGAAGACGAGGACUAGAAAAAAACACUGAAAGGAGAAAAAGAAAAGGAGAGCGACGGGAAAAGACUUUACCUGAGAAACUGAGGCAUAGGACUUAAUAUUAUUGAAGCAGUUUCUCUCUCCAGCUGCCAUGCUAUCUUCACCUUUCUUCACCCUCUGUGUCACAUCAUCAUGUACAUGUUAGUUGUUUUGUUUUCUCUUUCUUGUGGUUCUUCAGUUUUCAGUGACAGCUAAAAAAAAAAAGAUUUGAACAUGUCAGUGCAUUCAUCUCUGCCACUUCCACCAUCAGUUCGCGAUGGAUUUCUACCAGUCUUGUGUUUAUCGUAACGUAUCGUCACGUAGUGUUAGCUUACUUUUGACACACGAGUCAUCUGGAAAAUCUAGAGAAGAGGAGGAUUGAAAAUGUAGCAAACUGUAACCAGAUUUUCUCAUUUUAUCAUAAACAUGCUGUUGAGCUCGUCAGGCUUUUUUUCUUCUUCUUCUUCUUCUUUGCCCAUAACACGAGAUCCACCUACAGCAUAAGCAUCACCUCCGACGUGUCACUGUGCUGCGCCCCUUGAAUUUAUCUCCACACCCUCCCCACCACGCACCGAUCAGUUGGAGUUCAGCGUGUUACAGUAUUUCAACGCUCCGUUGUUGUUGUUGUUGUUUCCAUUUCACUCUGACGACACGGCCUAACCCGCUCUACGAUAUGCUGCAAAACACUGACAGAAAAGAUGUAAAGACAAAAAAGAUAUUUUUGCAACUUUUUGUCCAGUUCUGGCAUCCAGCUUCUGUAUGAUAUUGUGUAACUUAUCGAUUUAUGAGCCACAUUGAAAAUGAAUAAAAGAAUCUAUCAGUCUGUAUGCCUGUACGGAGGGAUAAUUGUAGAUAAAUUAAA